GGUAAAAUAUUGCACAGACAUAGCCAUAGCAGCCGUAACAUCUGCUGUCCAGCUCCCCCCUACCCUGAACAGGGAUAAAGGAGUGUUAUAUUCUGUUUUUAGAUCCAUGAUCACGUUUUUACAUUUAUUAUUUACUAUUUUAUUUUUCACUUUUUAAAGUUUAAAGAUAACUAACUACGUUUUUAGUUAUCGUUUUUAAAUUCGGGCUGCAAGGCGAAGUAUAGACGAAUAUGUUCAGGGAUAUAGAACUGUUUUACUUGCGUUAAAGUCGGGAGUUUUUAUUUUCCAGAUUCAGACUGCGCAGAAGAAACAUCCGACCAUCAAGGAAUUUGUGAUAAAGUUUUCAGAAAGUAUUCUGUCUUUACGCGUUUACUGCCUGGAUAUGGCUUGGAUCAGAUGGGACCUCUUGUUUUCUAUAGGUUUAUUCAUGUCACCAGCAUUUGUGUCCACGGAUCAGAGUGGCUUUAGGAGAUACUACGUGUUGCAGCCAGGUCCGGGCGGGACGGACAGGGUACAUGUGAGUUCCAUUUCUUCGCGCUCCAGUGCCACAGGACAGCCCCAUGCCUACAAUGUGGAGCUCACGGCCAGUUACGGUAACCAGGUCCGAACCCGUAGGAUGGGCAACCAAGCGAACCCGAUCCCGCUUCGCCAGGAUACACAGUUUACUCAGCACCAGCAAGUCAUUCGGCAGACCAGCCACAACGUUCACCAAAGUCACCAAAUGAAAAUUUCAGGGGUGAAUGUCUGUGGAGGGCAGUGCUGUCACGGAUGGAGUAAGGCCUCUGGAUCACAGCGGUGCACCAAGCCCAAAUGCCUGCCCCAGUGCCAGAAUGGAGGAAUGUGUCUGAGGCCCCAGCUCUGUGUCUGCAAGCCGGGCUUCAAUGGCAAGGCAUGUGAACAGAAGACCAUGCCCACCUCCUCCAUCCCAGCGCAGCCAGGGAACGGCCACACCAAUGGACACACCAAUGGCCGUAGCAUAGUGCCCCAGAGGCCCAUUCCCCAGCAGGUGCCCAUCCCCCAGCAGGGUUAUGCCCCAGUCCCUGUCAGCAACAUGGCUCAGAUGACCCUGACCGUCAAGAAGUCCCCCCACCUUGUCCGACCCCAGCAAAGCCGACCUGGUAGCCAGCAGUUUGUCCUGAAGCCCAAGUACUACAACACACACACCACACACUCCCAGACUCGCGUCCAACACCAGCCUGACAGACCCAUUCCUCUGACGGUGGAACACAACCCUAUCCAUGUGGGGAACCACACAGGCCGGAUCAAGGUGGUCUUCACACCCACCAUCUGCAAGGUGACCUGCACGGGGGGCCGGUGCCAGAACAACUGUGAGCUGGGCAACACCACCACCAUCGUCAGUGAGAACGGCCAUGCCGCAGACACCCUCACCGCCCCCAACUUCAGAGUAGUGGUAUGCCAUCUGCCCUGCAUGAAUGGAGGGAAGUGCAGUGCCAGGGACAAGUGUCAGUGCCCGGCUACCUACAUGGGGAAGUUCUGCCAGAUGCCUGUUCAGAAUGGGAAUGGGCAGCAGCAGACAUCCCAGAUUCACUCCACUCACACUCUGCCUCUCACCUUCAGCAAUGGACAGAACCCUGUGAAAUAUGCCCCCAGCAUCGUGAACAUCCAUGUGAAGCACCCUCCGGAGGCCUCGGUGCAGAUCCAUCAGGUCUCCCAGCUGGAUGCCAAUGGGCAGAAGGUGAAAGGCAAUGGGCAGAAUGGCCACUCCCAGACCCAGUCCCACUACACCUACCACCACUCAGACAGCAGACAGAAGAUCCAGCAUCAGGGACACAACAUCAUCUACCCCAACCAGCAGAGCUACGUCCCCCAGUACCAGCCCGUCUCCUCCAAGAGCCAGCUGGGACGCUGCUUCCAGGAGACCACCGGCACACAGUGUGGCCAGGCCCUCCCUGGUCUCAGCAAGCAGGAAGAAUGCUGUCAGAGCAUCGGAACAUCCUGGGGGUUCCACAAAUGCCAGAAGUGCCCAAAACCAUCUAUUCCUCUGACAGGCGGAGGAUCAAGACGCGCGAUGGACUGCCCCCAGGGAUACAAGCGCAUCAACAACUCCCACUGCCAAGAUCUUAAUGAGUGCCAGCUGCAGGGUGUGUGUCCCAACGGAGACUGUCUGAACACCAUGGGCAGCUACAGGUGCAGCUGUAAGGUCGGCUAUAUCCCUGACCCCACCCUCUCCACCUGUAUCCCCGACACCUCUGCCGUCCACGAGGAGAAAGGGGCUUGUUUCCGAUUGGUCAGUUCGGGGAAGCAGUGUUUGCACCCGGUGUCUGCUCAGCUGAGCAAACAGCUCUGCUGCUGCAGUGUGGGCAAGGCCUGGGGCCCACGCUGCGACAAGUGCCCCCUACCAGGAACAGCUAAAUUCAAGGAGAUAUGCCCUGGUGGGAUGGGCUACACUGUCACAGGAUCUUACAAGCCCAAACCACCCAAUAAACUACCCAGCCAACCUGAGACCAUCAACAAGCCAAUGAUCACCCACCAAGAGCCUGUGGCCCCGCCUCUGCCCCUGCCGACACAUGAGAAACCAGUGGAGGCCUUGAGCGUCGCUGAGAGACAGCUUCCCUCUGUACCAGUAGCCACAGAUGCACCUGAGCAGGAGCUGGUUAUUCUGGAGGCUACUAGUAGUAGUCCAAUAGUUGAGGCCGAGGCUGGCCAGCCACAGCUCUCUCCCGGUGUCUCUACCAUGAGGAUGGAGCCGGCCUACAAAGAGGUUGUGGAGGAAAUGUCCCCCCCUGCUCCAGCCCUGAUCCUCCCCACCAACGCUGGCCAGGACAUCGCCCCUACUCAGUCAGCAGAGGUGGAUGAGUGCAAGGUGAACCCUCACAUCUGUGGCCAGGGGAUCUGCUACAACACUGCAGAGGGUUAUAGCUGCACCUGUAACGAGGGCUACCAGAUGGACGAGACACACACCACCUGUGUAGAUGUUAAUGAAUGCCUGGAUUCUGCAUCAUUGUGCUCUAACGGCCGCUGCAAGAACACUCCCGGCAGCUUCCUGUGUAUGUGCCAACCAGGCUUCAUGACAGAUGAGGAGGGAACCAGUUGCAUUGAUUUAAACGAGUGUCUGAACACCCACACGUGUCCUGAGGAUGAGUUUUGUGUCAACACCGUGGGUUCCUACACCUGUUUGCACUGUGACAGUGGCUACAGGAUGAGUCCAACAGGCCAGUGUGAAGAUAUAAAUGAGUGUCUGGACUUGGGUGUGUGUCCAUCCGGCCUGUGCAUCAACUUCCCAGGCUCGUAUGAGUGUGAUCUGUGUCCAAAGGGCUUCCAGGGCCAGGGAGGACAGUGUGUCGACGUAGACGAAUGCCUGGACCCGUCAACUUGUGCCAACGGGAGGUGCUCCAACUUUGAGGGAUACUUUGUCUGCUUGUGUCACGAUGGAUUCACACUCAGCUUAGAUGGACAAUCAUGCGAAGACGUAGACGAAUGCCUGGACCCGUCAACUUGUGCCAACGGGAGGUGCUCCAACUUUGAGGGAUACUUUGUCUGCUUUUGUAACGAUGGAUUCACACUCAGCUUAGAUGGACAGUCAUGCGAAGAUGUGGAUGAGUGCCAGGAUGAGCAGGUGUGUACCAGGGGACACUGCCAAAACACUGAGGGCUCUUUCCUCUGUAACUGUGGGCCCGGCUUUAGGGCCUCCCCGGCAGGGGACCAGUGUGACGAUGUGGAUGAGUGCCAGAAGCUGACCAUGCCCUGUGACAGGGUGGGCCAGUGUGUCAACAACAUGGGCUCCUACCACUGCAGCUGCCCCCAGGGCUACCAGCAGAUCAACGGCACCAGCUGCCUAGAUGUUGACGAGUGUCUGGACGACCCAGAGCUGUGUUCCCCACACGGGGAGUGUCUCAACGCUGAGGGCUCCUUCUAUUGCGUCUGUGAGAGAGGCUUCGCUGCCGGCCAGGACAAACACACCUGUGAAGACGUCGAUGAGUGCUCGCAUGGCACCAGGUGUGUUGGCGGCUCCUGUGAGAACAGCCAGGGUUCCUACAGAUGCCUGUGUGACAGUGGCUACCGCCUGCAGGCAGACACUGACACAUGCCUGGAUAUUGACGAGUGUUCAGAGUUGGGGCGGAGCAUCUGUGGGGCGUGGCAGUGUGAGAACAUGGAGGGCUCCUAUAGGUGUGUGGUGGACUGCCCCCCUGGACACAAUCAUGGCCCAGAGGGCAUCUGUAUGGACAUUGAUGAGUGCAACGUCAAUGCCACAGGGUGUGGCAGCCACGGCUUCUGUGAGAACAUGGUCGGAUCCUUCCGCUGCCUGUGUGACCGGGGCUACCAGGAGUCCCAGGAGGGCCUCGGCUGUGUGGAUGUCAACGAGUGUGAUCUGCUGAGCGGUGUGUGUGGCGAGGCCUUUUGUGAGAACGUGGAGGGCUCCUUCCUGUGUAUGUGCCCCGACGAGGACCAGGAGUACAACCAGAUGACCGCCAAGUGCAGUCCCGCUCCCACAGCCUCGUCAGUGGAGAGGAAGGAGUGUUACUACAACCUCAAUGAUGAGAACCUGUGUGAGAACGUGCUGACCAGCAGUGUCACCAAGGAGGAGUGCUGCUGUACGCUGGGGGCAGGCUGGGGGGACAACUGUGAGGUGCACCCCUGCCCCGUCCAGGGCACUGAUCAGUUUUCCCAGAUGUGUCCAGCUGGGAGAGGCAGUGUCCCAACCGGUGACACUGUGUUUGGAGUGACUGCAGCCGGGAGUUAUAAAGAUGCAGAUGAGUGUGCGUUGUUUGGCCAGGAGAUCUGUAAGGAUGGCUUCUGCUUCAACAGCCCAGGAAGCUAUGAGUGUUACUGUAAGACUGGCCUGUACUACGACGAGGUCAAGUUGCAGUGCAGAGAUAUUGAUGAGUGUCAGGAGGUGUCUAGCUGUGUGGAGGGAGUGUGUUUGAACACACAUGGCUCCUACAUGUGUUUCUGUACACACCCGAUGGUGUUGGACUCUGACAACAAGAGCUGUGUGAUCGCCCCUGACGUGGCAGAGCAACAUGGUGAGCAGACUGGCUACCAGGGUGUUUGCUGGCAGACGGUAACAGACAAUCUGACAGACAAUCUGACAGACACUCUGACAGACACUCUGACCUGCACCAAGCCCCUUGCCAACAGAAAGACCACAUACACAGAGUGUUGCUGUCUGUUUGGAGAGGCCUGGGGCAUGGACUGUACCCUCUGCCCCCUCAAGAACACAGAGGACUAUGCCUCCAUGUGUAACGUGGCAAUGAGUGGAGGACAGGGGCAUCCGUAUGGUCGCGAUGCCCUCGUGGCCGGGCCUGUCCAGGAGUACGAGGUCAGCCUGGACUACGAGCCUCACCCCGACCAGCCUGGUGCCCUGCCCCUGUACGAGGACGAGGAGAACCUGUCCGAUGCGUUUGAGGGCCUGAGAGCGGAAGAGUGUGGCAUUCUGAACGGCUGUGAGAACGGGCGCUGCGUGCGGGUACAGGAGGGCUACACCUGCGACUGCUUCGACGGAUACACCCUGGACAUGUCCCGCAUGGCGUGUGUGGAUGUGAAUGAGUGUUCUGAGCUCAACAAACGGAUGUCCCUCUGCAAGAACUCCAAAUGUAUCAACACGCAAGGAUCCUACAAGUGUGUGUGCCUGCCGGGAUACACCCCCUCUGAGCGGCCUAACUACUGCGUGGCCAGGGAACAGCGGGAGGCAGCAGUGGCCACAGAGAGGGAGUGAGCCCCCACAGCCACUAGAGGGAAACACAAAACACUAAACAAAAUACACUUAUUUAAUCCAAGCCCAUAUACUCUGCACUGUAUAAAAACACACUAAAGAAAACAACAAAAAUAAUUUACUUGAGAUAAAGAUCCAAUUUAACCUACUAUGUGGUGCCUGUGUGCAGAGGAGAAACACAGCAUUGUAUAAAAUGUAUGUUUGUUUUGUCUGGUUUUUGUCUGUUUUAUUUUUUAUAUUAAAAGGAGUUUAUGCGCGCUAGAGGAGCAUUCGCUCUCCUAAUGUAACGACAAACCCUAUGAACUCCUACUGGGGGAUAACGUUUUAUUUUCUACCCAGUCCAAAAUGCCUUGUGUGUGGAUAUUUAAUUGAGUGAAGAGGCCAGCCAUCCUUUCGUUUUCCCCAUUCUCCCUCUUCUUUCCAGCCCUUCUCUUCCUCCUCCUUGUGACUGCGGAGGACUGCUUGCCUGGCCAUGGAUGGACAGCCAUCUGAUCUUUGCUCUGUGGCUUCACACAAACAUACAGUAUGCACAUUACUGUAAUAGAAUGUUGUUCAUGUAAAUUCUUUGGAAUAAGCUUUUUUUCUAGGCAUUUUUUGUAUUAAUUAUAAAUGCAAACACAAAACUACUUCUGUGUCUGGGACAUUGGACAAUAGCAGGUUUUCAUUUUUUGGUUUUAUUUUGGGAUUUGUUUUUUGGUUUUAUUCUCUUGCCUGCCCUGUGGAGCAGUCAUAUUCCCUACUCUUUCAUUUAUUUUUUUGAGAUAUUGUUUUAUUUCUUUGAACAAAAAUUAAAUGAAGUUUUGCUUAAUUUUUCUUCAUACUUUAAUGAAAUAUUUUUCAGCAUUUUACUGCAAUGUGUAAAAGUCUUGCCAGGUUGCAAAGCUGCUAUGGGACAGCCGUGGGAGAAAUUUUGUACAUUUAAACAGAAGAGUUGAGAAACCAGUUUAUGUAUUUGUAAUUUGUACAUGAAAAAUAGCUCUUGUAUGAAUAUUCAUAUUACUAUGUAUAUUAAACCCCUGGUAAUAAAUCACAAAUGGUGAUAUUUAUACUG
This is a messenger RNA of Oncorhynchus kisutch (coho salmon), 6725 nucleotides long. Its product is annotated as latent-transforming growth factor beta-binding protein 1. The transcript is spliced from 36 exons. NCBI's taxonomy places the organism in Eukaryota, Metazoa, Chordata, Actinopteri, Salmoniformes, Salmonidae. The record is from RefSeq and is a predicted model, not a curated record. Gene Ontology annotation, molecular function: calcium ion binding. The coding region runs from base 383 to 5677 and encodes 1764 amino acids.